Messenger RNA from Dermochelys coriacea (leatherback sea turtle), 2413 nucleotides. RefSeq names its product glucose-6-phosphate dehydrogenase (gene G6PD). The transcript is spliced from 13 exons. Gene Ontology annotation, cellular component: cytosol. Bases 53 to 1678 code for a protein of 541 amino acids. Gene Ontology annotation, biological process: pentose-phosphate shunt, oxidative branch; glucose metabolic process. Lineage: Eukaryota; Metazoa; Chordata; Testudines; Dermochelyidae. The record is from RefSeq and is a predicted model, not a curated record. Gene Ontology annotation, molecular function: glucose-6-phosphate dehydrogenase activity; NADP binding.
UCAGAGGGCGGGGCCGCGAUGGGGAGCCGGGCGGUCAGGGGGUGGGGCCGCGAUGGGGAGCCGGGCGAGCGUUGGAGCGGCGGCAGCGCGGGAGCGAGAUCUGGGGCGUGGGAGCAGCAAUUCAAACACCAUGACUCUUCAGCGGGAGCUGAGCCGCUCGCAGGUGUGUGGGAUGAUGCGCGAGGAGCUGUGCCAGGGCAAGGACUUCCUCCAGUCCGACACCCACAUCUUCAUCAUCAUGGGGGCCUCGGGCGACUUGGCCAAGAAGAAGAUCUACCCAACCAUCUGGUGGCUUUUCCGGGAUGGUCUCCUGCCUGAUGACACCUAUGUGGUGGGCUACGCCCGUUCCAAGCUCACCGUGGCCGACAUCCGCAAGCAGAGCCAGCCCUACUUCAAGGUGGAGCCGGAUGAGCAGAAGAAGCUGGAGGAGUUCUUCUCCCGGAACAGCUACAUGUCGGGGACUUACGAUGACAUCACCUUCUUCCGGCGGCUGAACGCCCACCUGGACGCACUGCACAACGGGGACAAGGCCAACCGGCUCUUCUACCUGGCACUGCCCCCUAGUGUCUAUGAGCACGUCACCCGCAACAUCAAGGAGUGCUGCAUGGGCCACGGGGGCUGGAACCGCAUCAUCGUGGAGAAGCCAUUCGGGAAGGACCUGGAGAGCUCCAACAAACUGUCCAAUCACAUUGCGUCGCUCUUCCGGGAGGACCAGAUCUACCGCAUUGACCACUACCUGGGCAAGGAGAUGGUGCAGAACCUCAUGGUGCUGAGGUUCGGGAACCGGAUCUUUGGCCCUGUGUGGAACCGGGACAAUGUGGCCUGUGUCAUCCUGACCUUCAAGGAGCCGUUCGGCACAGAGGGGCGGGGCGGCUACUUCGAUGAGUUUGGGAUCAUCCGCGAUGUGAUGCAGAACCACCUGCUGCAGAUGCUCUGCCUGGUGGCCAUGGAGAAACCAGCCUCCACUGACUCAGACGAUGUGCGGGAUGAGAAGGUGAAAGUGCUGAAGUGCAUCUCUGAGUUGCAGCUGGGCAAUGUGGUGCUGGGCCAGUACAUGGGAAACCCCGACGGGGUGGGUGAGGCCCGGAAGAGCUACCUGGAUGAUCCCACCGUCCCCACUGGCUCGAACACAGCCACCUUCGCUAUCGCCGUGCUGUACGUGGACAACGAGAGAUGGGAUGGUGUCCCGUUCGUGCUACGCUGCGGGAAGGCCCUGAAUGAACGCAAGGCUGAGGUGCGGCUGCAGUUCCGGGAUGUGCCGGGUGACAUCUUCCACCAGCAGUGCAAGCGCAAUGAGCUGGUUAUCCGGGUGCAGCCCAACGAGGCCGUCUACACCAAGAUGAUGACCAAGAAACCCGGCAUGUUCUUCGACCCCGAGGAGUCGGAGCUGGACCUGACCUACGGCAACCGCUACAAGGAUGUGAAGCUGCCAGAUGCCUAUGAGCGACUCAUCCUGGACGUCUUCUGUGGCAACCAGAUGCACUUUGUGCGCAGUGAUGAGCUGCGCGAAGCCUGGCGUAUUUUCACUCCGCUGCUGCACAAGAUAGAGUCUGAGAGGAUCAAACCCAUCCCAUACUGCUACGGCAGCCGGGGCCCACCCGAGGCGGAUGAGCUGAUGAAGAGGGUCGGGUUCCAGUACGAGGGCACCUACCGCUGGGUGAAUCCGCACAAGCUCUGAGUCAGGGGCCAGCUGCUGCCUCCCCAGAGCAACCCUGCUUCUCGCUCUGGGAGGUCCGUCUGCUCCGCUCACUGCUCCCCCCCUCCAGGGACACCUGGGGUGGGGACUUGUGGCUGGGGGGCGAGAGGGAAGGGGAGAGUCGGAUAUGGGUGGGAAGGCUAGCAGAGAAGGGCAAGGUUGGAGGAGCUGGACACCGGGGUGGGGGAGGCUGGCAGAGAAGGGCAGGGAUGGGGGAGCUGGGCACUGGGGAUAUGUCCUGGACAGCCAAAUGAGUUGCUAUUUCCACCCCCCGCCCUCCCUCGUGGGCCCAGGUCCUGUUCGCCCAGGUCUCCUGCAGCCCUGGCCCAGACACUAAUCCCCCACCCAUCCCAUCUAUACCCUCCUCCAAACCCUUCAGUUCCCUGGGUCUGGAUUCCCUGCCCCCUCCAGAUGCACUCCAGCCAGAUCCCUGCCCCGCAUUGAGCCUAGAUCCCCUUUCCCACCUGCAUCCUGGGACCACAACUGGGCCUGGCACAGCCUGUCGUGUUUACAGCCCAUCUCGCUUCCCACCCGUGCUGUGGGCUCUGGCCUCACACUGGGCUGAGGGAGCUUAGAGCCUCUGUUCCAGUGGAGCUGGCUGCCGCCACCUCACCCUGGACUCUGUGCUUGCUUAGCUGCUGAGACAUUCCAGCCCCACUACAGCCCUGGGGCUUCUGUAAAUGGUGCCAUUUUGUAAACAGAGAUUGUUGGAAUCAG